This is a messenger RNA of Trametes versicolor FP-101664 SS1, 2097 nucleotides long. RefSeq lists its product as uncharacterized. The record is from RefSeq and is a predicted model, not a curated record. The transcript is spliced from 8 exons. The coding region runs from base 1 to 2097 and encodes 698 amino acids. Lineage: Eukaryota; Fungi; Basidiomycota; Agaricomycetes; Polyporales; Polyporaceae.
AUGUCCAUCAUUUCAUUGGAAGAGGCGCUCAGCCACCUUCAGGCUCGGGAGGACGGAGUGCGCGAAGACGUCGUAGUAUUUGACAAAGACAUCGCCAAGUUGCAAGACACUUAUUCGCUCGCCGCUGAGACGCAGCAGUGGGCUCGCGUCUUCGCAACUCGGUUGGCGCGUGUCAACAAAGACUAUCGCCAGAAGGUCAAGUACGACUUACAGAGCGCUGGGCACAACCUCAAGCAUCUCUACGCGGAAGGGGGUGAUGGCGAUGGUCCUCACAGGUCCAUCUCCAUGCAGCUCCUUGUCUCCAUGAUCAUACAAGCCCUUGACUCCAAUCGUCGCAUGACCGCCCUCCUCGAUGAGUGCACCACGAUCCAGGACCGUCUCGCGAGCGAAGGUCGACUCGCUCUCGCAGACCGCGUCUUCAUGCGCAAGUCGCUCCCGGACCUCGUUCUGUGCAGCGAGCAAUUGGCCCUUCAAGGUGAUCAAGUCAAGGAUUUGUUCAAGAUGAUGAAGCCGGCUCUUUAUGUCAUCGCGUACGAGCGCGAUUCGAAGCGCUGCCAGCAGAUGCUGAGCGCUCGAAAGCUUACGAGGGACAAAAUCGAGCAAGAGGCGCGGCCGCCUUUCGGAGUUCUCUCCGCUCUUUCCCAAGAGCGCUCGUCAAUCGUGGAGCAGUCCGUGAAGUUCGCUAUCGAGGACGGAGUCGCGUGGUGCAGUCUUCCCACCGAGCAGGUUCCCCUCGAAGAACUCGAGCGGGAGCUCGUGAAAUACGACGCCCUCCGCGACCGCAUCCGCUCCCAGAAGGUCCCCCACAACGUCGCCCUCGUUCUACUCCGAGAGCUCGAGGCUUCCGCAUUGGCCACUCCCCCGACGCUUGCGGGCACAGAUGGGCAGGAGGUUCCUGUCGGCCUGUUCAGCAAGGCGUUCGAAGGGUACGAGCGUAUCCGCGCCAGCUGCAUAGAGAUGCUACAGCUCUCUGAGCCGAUCGUCGAGACUCUGGAGCAAGCUUGGAUCAUAACCAUGCGCGUCUCGUGGAUCCUGGUACUUUCGGCCCUGUUCGCCUUUGUCCUCCCGUUCCUGGUCAUAUACCUCCCAUACGCCCUCUUUUCCAUGUACAUGCAAGGCCUUCGUACGGCGUCUUCAUCCAUCCACAUCCAAGCGUCGAUGGAUUCGGUCUUCGAAAGCGCCACCGCGAUGUCAUGCCUGGUCCUGCCCGUUUCCGCCUUCGCCUUUGUGUGCCCCUCGAUUCCGGAGAGCUACCGCGAUAGCGCCCUCAUGCUUCAGCAGGUCAGCGGCGCACAGCAAACCUUCCUAGACCAGUUGACUCGCUAUGCACCUACCCCGGAGAUGUUCGCUAUCGUCUCUUCCAUUCAGCGAGCCGCCCGUUUCGCCUUUGUCUUCGACGGCGCGAUUGCUCUCCAAUCUGGGCACCCGCAGGGCCCUAAAGGAGAUGGAGCGGGUGGGGUGUUAUCAGACAUACACCAUUUGUGCCGCGAGUUACUUGUUUCUUUGCGCGAGGUUGGCCUCCACGUCGAGGUGGCUGUAGCACGCGUUGCAUCUAUCCAGAGUAGUGUCGUUGCAGGUCUUGUAGUGCUAGACAACGCCCGCGUAUACUCGGACCACCGUCUCCGUACAAACCCCCCUCGCUUCGACCGAAUCGUCGCCUUCUUCGCCAAUGCGAGCUCAGACUCCGCGCAACACGUCCUCCAAGAGGUGCAGCGUGCUAUUUCUAUCACCUCGAAUCUUUCCUCGACCCUCGAUCACUUUCGUCGGACCGCCGGGCCAGCGCGGAGCUGUGCGCCCGCGUCGAAGCCGCUUUGCGAUACAAUUUCCCCACUCUUCUAUCGUCACACUCCCCUCUCUUCGGUUUUCGAUCGACUCGCGCUGCUGCAAGUAACCCUACAGGAAGAACUCGAAGAGACCUCACCCGAGGUUGCUACGCCUCCAGCCCUCACAUUGUAUCCCGUCCAAGCUGUACGUGUGAUCCUGGAAGCGCAGCUCCGCGUCUACUGCAAGCAGCUGCUCGUUCUACGGCGGACGAGGCGGUUUAUGGAGUCAGGCAAGUUUGGAGCUGAACGAGUCCCGCGAGAUGGUACGGCGUAG